AUGAUGGAAUGGGAUGACAAUACUUGGGCUCCUGGGCUCUCAAACACUACUAAUGAUGGUCAAUUACCAAGCAUAAAUUUACCUGGAGGAGGGUUUGAUGAUAUUGAAUUACAAUACCAAGCAUAUGACCACGGUAUCAUCUGCGAAGAUUUCCCUAAUGGACUUCCCUACGAUGCAAGUGUGGAAGACUGGAAGACGUUAGUCACUGAGGGACUAUUUACUAAGCUUCUUUCUGACACAACAAAGCGCGGAAUUUCGCAGGUACGACACCGCGUGCGCGCCAAAACAAUGCUCAAGAUAAAAAAAGAAAAAAAAAUGGAAGACGGAAGACGAACCGGGAAGGGUAUUGGAAGAGGAAGUAGCAGCAGAAAGGAAUUAGGCCGAACAAAAGGCGGUUCAACAAGUCAUAAUAGUAGCAACAAAGGCGGUGGAGGUAGUAGCAGUAGCAGUAGCAGUAGUAGUGCUAGCAGUAGUGCAAACAGCAGUCAGAAUAAUAGUAGCAGCAAUCUAAAAGAUCAAAAUGUUCAAUCUUAUCAGCACCAAUCUCAAACAAAAGGAGAACCAUCCACAGAAUCAGGGUUAAGGUCGUCAUCACUCAAACAGGUGAAAUAA
This is a messenger RNA of Magnusiomyces paraingens, 612 nucleotides long. RefSeq lists its product as uncharacterized. The transcript has a single exon. Bases 1 to 612 code for a protein of 203 amino acids. NCBI's taxonomy places the organism in Eukaryota, Fungi, Ascomycota, Dipodascomycetes, Dipodascales, Dipodascaceae. The record is from RefSeq and is a predicted model, not a curated record.